This is a messenger RNA of Bufo bufo (common toad), 1948 nucleotides long. RefSeq names its product arginine and serine rich coiled-coil 1 (gene RSRC1). The transcript has 10 exons. Gene Ontology annotation, cellular component: cytoplasm; nucleus. NCBI's taxonomy places the organism in Eukaryota, Metazoa, Chordata, Amphibia, Anura, Bufonidae. Gene Ontology annotation, biological process: alternative mRNA splicing, via spliceosome. Bases 92 to 1060 code for a protein of 322 amino acids. The record is from RefSeq and is a predicted model, not a curated record.
GAUUCAGCUCGAUUGCUCAGGUCUGGAUAUUUGUGUACAGCGUGGUACAGGCAAUAACAGGAGCACCGAUAGCCGCUGUUUCCGCUCCAUAAUGGGACGACAUUCCUCUGAUUCAGAGGAGGAUACUAGGACCCGCAAAAAGAAGAAGCAUCGUAAACGCUCCUCUUCCAGUAGCUCUUCAGAUGGAAGAAUGCGUAGUCAUAAGAAAUCAGGAAGGAGAUCCAGAUCUCGCUCACGAGAAGCUUACUCCAGUUCACACUCUUACGAUAAAAGACGCAGGCACCGUUCUAGCAGUGAGUCGUCUUACAGUUCAAGAAGAAAACGUAGCUCCAGCAGAACCCGAGACCGAGUAAAGUCACGUAAAGCCCACAGGUCCAGAGCGUCAAGAUCCAGAUCUAGGCAUCGGCAGAGAUCUCGCAGCCGUAGCAGUGAUCGUUCCACUCGAAGAAGAUCUCGCAGCAAGUCUUAUGAUAGAGACAGAGGAAAAGGUAGAGCGAAGGAGAAGACCAGAGAAAAAGAGAGAAGAAAAGAAAAAGAGUCAAGUUCCAAAGUUGGGGUUUCGGUAAACAUCAAAGCUGGAUUAGAACAUCUGUCUCCUGCUGAACAGGCCAAAGCAACGUUGCAGAUGGUUCUCCAAGCUGCUGCUAAAGCGGAUGAAGUAUUACGAGCAAAAGAAAAGAGUGAAGAGGAUGCCAGAAAGCGGAAAGAAGAAGACCAGGCAUUGCUACUUGAUCAAGUCAAACGUGUGAAGGAGAUUGAGGCCAUUGAAAGCGAUUCUUUUAUACCACAAAUAUUCAGAUCAAGCCGGGAUGCCAAAGCCUUGAUAGAUACCAGCGAAAGCAAGCAUGAAUCCGCCAUAUUAGGAGUGGGAACGUUGGACUUGUUUGAGGAUGAGAAAGAAGCAGAUGUUGGUACAAUGCCAACUGCUAUCAAAUAUCUGGACGAUAACUCCAUUGCACAUCCAAAUCUGUACAUUGAGAAGGCGGAAUCGGAGGAGAAAUGGUACAAGAGGUUAACCUCUCUACGACAAGAGCGGCUAAUGGGCAGCCCCGUGGCAUAGAGGUCGAGGAUUUUAUGGUCGUGUUUUAUUUAUGCGUUAUCAUUCCAUUCUUUUUAUAAAAUGUGAAAACUGCAGUCUGGUCCUUUUUAAUUCUAACAAUUUAUAUCGUACACAAAUUUAGAGCAUGUUCAUUAAAAUAAAGCUUUACUUUUUCUGUAAGUGGCUGUAUGAGUUAAUAAAUUAGAGAGAGAGGAUGUCUCUUUUGCAGUCUUACAGGAAUUCUCAGAAACUGCAAAUUAAUAGUCAGUGGCCCAGGCAUGGGAUAAAAAUAAAAAAGAAUCGCCUGUUCAGAGCAUUUUGGGUCCAUCAUUGAGCUUCUAUCGCUAGACUGGAAGUGUGAUGUGCCAUCUAUAUGCACAUCACUGCUGCUGGACAAUCAGUGGUGAUUGUACAGGAACUCCACAUGACUGGCACAUCACACGUCCGGACCAGAAGCAGCAAAGAUGGGAGCUCUGAAAAGUAGAUUUAAAACAAUAAAUAAAAAUAAAAAGUACUUUUACACAAUACAUGGCCUCCUGACCAUUGGUUCCCAGACUUGGAGAACCCCUUUAAAAUGAAGAUCCACAUUCAACUAAUAUUGUUUAUAAAGUCAUCAAAUGUACAAUAGAUCAUUUUGUAAUAUGUAUUUUAUUCUACUCUUUGCUCUUCUUCAGCACCAAAUAUGGAAGAAUCCAGGACAAAUCUCAUUUGAGUUCACAAUACAAGUUACAUACGGAUUUGUAGAGGAUUUUGAAACAUGAGUGGUCAUUACAUAUUUUAGCUUUUAUCUUAUUAAAGAGGACCUGUUACCACAAAAAAUGCAGUGUAAUCUGCAGACAUCAUGUUAUAGUGCAGGAGGAGCUGAGCAGAUUGAUAUAUAAUUUUAUGGGAAAAGAUUCAGUAAAACUU